Messenger RNA from Parathielavia appendiculata, 453 nucleotides. Its product is annotated as DUF1754-domain-containing protein. Bases 1 to 453 code for a protein of 150 amino acids. Gene Ontology annotation, cellular component: nucleolus. The transcript is spliced from 2 exons. The record is from RefSeq and is a predicted model, not a curated record. NCBI's taxonomy places the organism in Eukaryota, Fungi, Ascomycota, Sordariomycetes, Sordariales, Chaetomiaceae.
AUGCCCUCAGACGAGUACAGCUCCGUAGCUCGCGGCCCCUUGAAACUCAAAGGCGCCGCGGGCGUGACCAAAAAGAGGAAAAAAAAGGACAAGACUACCGACCUUGAAAAGAACCUCUCCACCAGCGGGGACAAGCCGAUCGAUUCAACAAAGGACAUACCGGACCGCUCCCCAGGAGAAGACAGCGCCGACAAGCCGACGACGUCCGACCGCAACGACUUCGAACACCGGGAGAAGACAGCCGCCCAAAAAGAAGAAGAGGCAGAGGCGUUGAAGACGGAAACAGAACGGCGGUUUGCCGAGGCCAAGCGGAAGAGGUUAAAAGAACUCGCCGAAUCGGGCCGUAUCCGGCCGGAGCUUCUCAAAACGCACAAGCAGCGCGUUGAGGAGCUGAACGCACACCUUGCGCGGCUGAGCGAGCACCAUGACAUGCCCAAGAUCGGCCCGGGCUAA